Gambusia affinis (western mosquitofish) is the source of this 1801-nucleotide messenger RNA. Its product is annotated as C-type mannose receptor 2-like. The record is from RefSeq and is a predicted model, not a curated record. Lineage: Eukaryota; Metazoa; Chordata; Actinopteri; Cyprinodontiformes; Poeciliidae. The transcript has 6 exons. Bases 7 to 987 code for a protein of 326 amino acids.
GGGAGGAUGGAGAAAGUUCUUCUCUACAUCACUGGUGCAUCAGCUCUGUGGGUCGUCUCCACUCUCGCUAAGAUCCAUUUCCACUUCGUUUAUGAGCCGAUGAUCUGGAGCGACGCUCAGAGCUACUGCAGGAAAACCUACACAGACCUGGUGACGGUGGACAGCGCCAAGGUCGUGACGACCCUCAGGAUCAUGGUCGACUCAAACAAAAUGGCCGCCAUAACUGACGCCUGGAUUGGUUUGUAUGAUGAUGUGGACAGCUGGAGGUGGUCUCUGUCAGACGACACUUUCUACCAAAACUCUGAGGCUCUCUACAGAAACUGGCCGUCUGGACAACCGGACAACAGCCAGGGUGGAGAAGGCUGCUUGGAGAUGCUUGGAAACGGAGAAUGGAACGAUAAUAAUUGUGACAAUCUGCGUAAAGUGAUCUGCUCUACUGUCAGCGGGCAAACGGCGACCUUUAGGCUCAUCAACACCUUCAUGAACUGGACUCAGGCUCAGAGUUACUGCAGAACCCACCACACUGACUUGGCCAGUGUGAGACAUUCUGCUGACAACGAAAACAUAAAGGCAGCUAAACCUGCAGGGGAGGCCGUCUGGCUGGGGCUGUUCAGAGACCGCUGGAAGUGGUCCAAAGGGUCCCUGCUCACAUAUUCUUACUGGGGGUCUGGAGAACCCAACGGUCCAGUGGAGAACUGCGCAAUAAUGGACUUUACCAACUCCGGACGCUGGGUGGACGAGGAAUGUCGCCUGACCAAACCUUUCAUCUGCUCCGACGAAGUGCCGUCCACAGACCAUGUGAUGAAGGUGAAGCUGGUGGGAAGUUCCUCUGUGGACCUGAAGGACGGCGCUGUGCAGGGAGGCCUGCUGAACCAGCUCCAGCAGAAGCUGAAAGACCAAGGAGUGACUGCAGAGAUCAGACUGAGGUGGAUGAAGCAGCCGGAUGGAAACGUCUUCUACCAGGAGAAACAGGACGACCACAACUGAAACGCAGAGUUCAGUGAUGGAUCAGCAUCGCCCAAAUCUUCCUGAGCAAAUUAAAUAUUACCAAUAUUUAAUGUUUUUUAAUAUAAAUAGCCAUGGGGUUUUUUUAGUAGAGCUUAUAGUUUAAACUGAAUUCACUUUGUUAGAAGCAAAUUAUGUGCAAAGGCAGAAAUUGCAUCUUUGUUUCAUUAUAGUCCAGUUUGUUCUACAGUUAAUAUGUUUAAUCCAAAUAUAUCUGACAUUUUUAUGUAUCCUGCAGCUGUUGGUGCCUUUUCUCUAAAAUCUAGAUUUAAAACAUUUCAUCUAUCUCAGUUUAAAUUUAAACAGAUGCAAAUGUUGGAAAUGCAAUCAAAAAUACAAAAAUGACAAAUAUUAAUUGUUAGGAAUACAAAUGAGAAAAUAAAUGUGAAAAUUGUUUGUGUUUGUGUGUCAUAGCUCAAAUUGUAUUUCUGGAAGUAAACUUCACCAGCAUUUGGAAAUGUUGUUGUAAAAGCUCUUAUUUACAUGUUGAACUCACUUUAAACUUCUCCACACAUCUCCGCUUUAAACUUUUCAGAUAACUUAAAGUAUAAAAUAAAAAAUCCAAAGAAGUCAAAGCAGUUUAUUGGCCUUCUGGAGACUCUAAAUCGGCAAAUGGAUGAAAGUUCUACGAUCUACGAAGCUACGUGAACGCAUCUUUGUAAUGCGUCACAUGGUCGUUCUGUUACCAUGGAUACAGAGAACCAGUGGUCCUGUUGUAACCGCUUUAAUUAAAGUUUCUGGUUUAAAAUCGCUGAUUUCUUUGCUUUAAAAACGACUCCGACAAUAUUUAGAUCAG